GUACUGCCAUGAGAACGGCGGUUCUGUGCGGCACGAGGGUGCAUGUGGUCAGACUGUGCGACUGACAGCAAGCCCCUUCUGACCGCUUGGCGAGAAGGCAAGCAGGCAGUCGUUUCUGGUAGCAUUAUUCGGCAACUUGACGCUGCUGCGCGACCCGAGCCAAGGGACAAGUAGGCAGUUGAUUGGUGAUGUGUGUGGUCAGGCCAAGCUGUCGGUGAAGCCGUGGGCUUGCUCCGAGAUCCACACUAGCCUGUCGUCGUCGGUCCUUGUCAUUAGUCAGGCGAUAUUAUUAUACGUAUGCUGUGGAGUACAUGGAGCAUACCUAGUAAUCAAUUAUCAAUCUUCAUGUUCUUCUCGCCCUCGGCUGCUACUCCAGCCUCCACACUUGGCUCGAAGACCGCUCUGUUUCAUCGUCAGCCAAGAUCCUGUGUUCGCUCGGCACAUCACCACGACACCACCAGUCCAUUCAUCACCGGUGACCGAACAGCCCCAAGCCCAUGCCGAGAAAUUGCGCAUGACUUGCAGCCAGUCAGGCCCAGUCAUCAACCUGACCGCAGGACACAAGACGGCAAGCCUUUCCGGGGCCAGCACUAUUGCCUGCAAAAGAAUCAUGUCUAUUAUUACGUGCUGAACGGCGGCGAGCUGCCGCAAAGUGCCACGAGCCGUGAUGAGGGCGUUGCGAGAGAGAGCAUGGAGGCCUGCUGGCCUCGCCCAGGGCUGACAAUGGGGCGGCCGAUGGCGUCAAGUAAGCGUGGUUUCAGUGCAAUACUUGGCGACUGUCCCAUUUUUGCAAGGCAAUUCAUUGUUCCGCGUACCAGCCGCUUCUCCCUCAGCACACAUGAAUAAAACAGUCAUCGGUGCAUUCCAUAGGGCUGUGAGGUAUGGCAGACGAGCAGUGUUGUUG
Messenger RNA from Emericellopsis atlantica, 904 nucleotides. RefSeq lists its product as uncharacterized. Bases 298 to 846 code for a protein of 182 amino acids. The record is from RefSeq and is a predicted model, not a curated record. The transcript is spliced from 2 exons. Lineage: Eukaryota; Fungi; Ascomycota; Sordariomycetes; Hypocreales; Bionectriaceae.